Zea mays is the source of this 1392-nucleotide messenger RNA. RefSeq lists its product as uncharacterized. Gene Ontology annotation, biological process: regulation of DNA-templated transcription. Gene Ontology annotation, molecular function: DNA binding; DNA-binding transcription factor activity. The record is from RefSeq and is marked validated. Lineage: Eukaryota; Viridiplantae; Streptophyta; Magnoliopsida; Poales; Poaceae.
AGAUCCCCUCACAGUCAUCCUCCACCCACCCCACCCACCGCCUCCGCCUCUCUCUCUUUCGUUUGUUCGUCUCGGCUUCCGGUCGCCGAUUCUUCUCUGCGCAAAAGAUUCCUGGUGGUGGUGCCCGUACCUUGCUCCACGCCUCGCUCGCGUCGCGUGCAUGGGGCUGGACGUCGGCGGCAUCGGGAUGGGCCUGGAUCUGGGUCUGGACCUCGGGCUGUUCGCCGCGCGGAGCGCCGGAGGGAUGGCGGCCGCGGCCAAGGGUGCGCCGGCGGAGAUCGAGUCCUGCAUCAGGAGCCUCGAGGAGGAGCGCCGGAAGAUCGAGGUGUUCAGGCGCGAGCUCCCGCUCUGCGUGCGUCUCCUCGCCGAUGUGAUCGACGAAUUGAAGGAUGAGGCCGCCAAGAGAGGCGGAGACGCGGAGGCCAAGGCCGACGACGGCGAUAAGCGGAAAUGGAUGAGCACCGCUCAGCUGUGGCUCGACAGCGACGCCAAAUCCGACGAGUCUGACAAAGAGCAACUGAGUGAAAUCACUUCGCCGGAGCCCAAGUUGCUCGGUGGCGCACCCAUGCCCAUAAGGGCCGUUGCGGCGGUGCCACCCCUGCCGCCUCCAUUCUUCAGGAGAGAAGACAGCUCUGCCGGCAGUGGUCUGUCGCUGGUACCACCCGCAGCUAAGCCGCCGAUUCCUCCCAUGUCUGCCAGCGACAACGCGAGCGGCAGAUUCUGUGCCACUAUGCCACCGUCUGGCUCUGGGGCCAACUUGCACUCUCAGGCUCAGCAGCAAGCCAGGAAGGCGAGGCGGUGCUGGUCGCCGGAGCUUCACCGGCUGUUUGUUGCCGCCUUGCAUCAACUCGGCGGCCCUCAAGUUGCUACUCCGAAGCAGAUCAGGGAGGUGAUGAAGGUGGACGGGCUUACAAACGAUGAAGUGAAAAGCCAUCUCCAGAAGUACCGGCUGCACAACAGAAGAUCCCCCGGCGUCGUGGCUCCGGUGAGCCAGUCGGUCAUGCUGGCGGGCGGCCUCUGGGCUCCUCCUCAUCAGGAGCAAAGCAGCUCGCAGUCCGGGUCUCCCCAGGGCCCGCUUCAGUUCUCUGGAUCCGGUGUAGCGGCCACCGUCGGCGGCGAUAGCAGCAGCAGCGACGAGGACGACAAGUCCGAAGGCUACAGCCGGAAAUACGUGUAAAGGCCGCGUUCGACGGAUGAGAGUGUAGAGAUAGCGUCGCGGCUUCUGCUUGCCCGUCUGUGGCAAUAACAGAUUCAUCAGUCUUGAGAGAGGUUGUAGUGCGUGCGCCCAAGAGCUCAACUGAUCAUGGGUUGGAUUGUUUGUUUGUCAUGUACGUACAUGGAAAGCUGAUGGCUUCCUGACUUUUAAUUUCUGGGCAGGUCCCAAAAUUUUCG